CCGUGCUGCCAACAGGGGGAACAACUAGUCUUCACGGAGAGCCAAGUACCACCGCCACAAUGUAGUCCGUCACGUUUGUUUGACUGAUAUUUGGAGGAUUUCUGCCAUCUGCAUGUCAACGUGGAGCUUCUAUGGGCUUGUGGGACUACUUAACGCGCGUAACGGGAGUAUUUCACAUUCUGACUAAUCACCCACAUCGACUUAAAACAAUGGCGAGGCGUAAAAGGCGCAACGUACUGAUUUAAACCCAGGCUGGACUACACCAGAACCAUCUCCCGGGCUUCUGCGAUACAACAGGGGGGGAAAGGAAAAGGUUUCCGGAGCGACAUGGAAAGCCCGAGUGAGAACCCUACAAGGGCUGUGGAAUAUUUGAAGGAGCUUAACAAGAUCAUCGAGACCCAGCAGGAGUUGCUGGAGAGGCAGAGGGGAAGGAUAGAGGAGCUGGAGCAGCAAGUGUCCGACUUGUGCACAGAGAACGCCUGUUUGAAGGAGGAGUACCAGCGGCACCUGGCAACCUGCAGGCUGCUGCAGGGCAGCAACAGCCCAGUCUCUCUGGGAGCCAUAAAUGAGCACAUCACUCAUGAAAAGUCCGAGUUUGACUCCUCCAGGAUGGUCAGGAGGCAUGCCUCUCUACCUGUGGAAGUCCCAGAGAAUCCCACAAGGCUGGUGUCUGCAGGCCACAGACGAGUCGUACCCUGUCGUAAAUGGAAGUCUGCAUCCUUUGGUGUGGAAGGAGAUGGAAGGCCCAACGACAGCGGCCCUUCCUUGGAUGGUGGAGCCGGCUAUGGCCAGGGUCCGGUGACUCACGGCUCGGCCAUCAGCCCUGACAGAUUUGACAGCCCACUCUACAGCCACGGGGUCCAACCCGGGCCUCAGAGACCCCGUCGGCCAAAGCUCCAGCACUCGCAGUCCAUCCUCCGGAAGCAGGCCGAAGAGGAGGCCAUCAAGCGGUCUCGCUCGCUCUCUGAGAGCUAUGAACUCUCAGCAGACCUCCAGGACAAACAGGUGGAGAUGCUGGAGCGUAAAUAUGGUGGACGGUUCAUAACCCGGCAUGCUGCUAGGACCAUCCAGACGGCCUUCCGCCAGUAUCAGAUGAACAAGAAUUUUGAACGCCUCAGGAGCUCUAUGUCUGAGAACCGUAUGUCUAGACGCAUUGUUCUCUCCAACAUGAGGAUGCAGCUCUCAUUUGAGGGCCCUGAAAAAGUGCAUAGCUCUUACUUUGAAGGGAGGCAGGUUUCCAUGACAGAGGAUGGCACCCCGCUGUCCAUGGUGCAGUCUGAAUGUGGAGAUAUAGAGGUCCACCAACAAGCCAACAUGGCGUCUCAUCAAGCCCAACAGGGAGAUCUGACAGAUACCAUCACGGAGCUGGAGGACGCCUUCUCCAGGCAGGUCAAAUCUCUUGCCGAGUCGAUAGAUGAUGCACUGAACUGUCGCAGCCUGCAGGGGGAUGAGGGUCCUGACCCCGAGGCUAUGAGUUGCUCUCAGGUGGAGAGGGAGGUGCCCUAUCAGGUGAGGGCCCACCGCAGGGCAGCUGGGCGCAUGCACGAUGAGACGAUGGCAUCCUACAGCGAUGUUACUCUGUUCAUUGAUGAAGAGGACAUGACCCCCGCAAUGGCCCUGUCGAGAUCAGGGGACCAGCCUUCCAGCACAGAAUCGGACUUGAGAUUGCGGUCAGUCAACUCCUCCCAGGAGUACUGGCCUAUUGACCCCAAAGAUGAGGGUCGUGAUACAGACACAAGCUGCCGCAGCACUCCCUCUCUGGAGUGCCAAGAGCAGCGUCUCAGAAUGGACCAUCUUCCUUUGUUGACCAUUGAGCCUCCCAGUGAUAGCUCUGCAGAGCUUAGCGACCGGUCCGAGCGCAACUCUGUCAAACGGCCACCUGUGUAUGAACCGCACGGCCACAUCGUAACAUCAUCCCAGGCGAGCCCUAAACACAUAUCUCACGGACCCCCACCUCGAGCUCCCUCCCGUGACGAUGAUGCACCUCUGCGCCAUCGUCACCGCCAGCUGGAGAGCCACUUAGCCAUUAAUGGCUCGGCCAACAGACAGAGUAAGUCAGAGUCUGACUUCUCUGACGGGGACAAUGACAGCAUCAACAGCACAUCCAACUCCAACGACACCAUCAACUGUAGCUCAGAGUCGUCCUCCAGAGACAGCCUACGAGAGCAGACGCUCAGCAAGCAGACGUACCACAAAGAGACUCGCAACAGCUGGGACUCGCCCAUCUUCAGCAACGAUGUCAUUCGCAAGAGGCACUACCGCAUCGGCCUGAAUCUCUUCAACAAGAAGCCAGAAAAAGGCAUCCAGUACCUGACUGAGAGAGGAUUCAUCCCUGACACACCGGUUGGUGUGGCACAUUUCUUGCUGCAGAGGAAAGGGCUGAGCAGGCAGAUGAUUGGGGAAUUUCUGGGAAAUCGACAGAAGCAGUUCAACAGAGAUGUCCUGGACUGUGUGGUUGAUGAAAUGGACUUCCAGGGCAUGGAGCUGGACGAGGCGCUCAGGAAAUUUCAGAACCACAUCCGUGUUCAAGGCGAGGCCCAGAAAGUUGAGCGUCUCAUUGAAGCCUUCAGCCAGCGCUACUGCAUUUGCAACCCCACAGUUGUGCGACAGUUCAGGAACCCUGACACUAUUUUCAUCCUGGCAUUUGCCAUCAUCCUCCUCAACACUGACAUGUACAGCCCCAACGUCAAGCCAGAGAGGAAGAUGAAGCUGGAAGAUUUCAUCAAGAAUUUAAGAGGUGUGGAUGAUGGGGAGGAUAUCCCCAGGGAGACUUUGGUGGGCAUUUAUGAAAGGAUCCGUAAGCGAGAGCUCAAAACCAAUGAAGACCACGUCUCACAGGUGCAGAAGGUCGAGAAGCUCAUAGUGGGGAAGAAACCAAUCGGAUCUCUCCAUCACGGCCUGGGAUGUGUUCUGUCGCUGCCUCAUCGCCGGCUGGUGUGUUACUGCCGUCUGUUUGAAGUGCCAGAUCCCAACAAGCUGCAAAAGCUGGGUCUGCAUCAGCGGGAGAUCUUCCUGUUCAACGACCUCCUAGUGGUUACCAAGAUCUUCCAGAAGAAGAAGAACUCUGUGACGUACAGCUUCAGACAGUCGUUUUCUCUUUAUGGGAUGCAAGUCAUGCUGUUUGAAAACCAGUAUUAUCCAAAUGGAAUCCGACUAACAUCAGCCAUACCAGGUGCCGACAUCAAAGUCCUCAUCAACUUUAACGCGCCCAACCCCCAGGACCGCAAGAAGUUCACAGAUGACCUGCGAGAGUCCAUUGCUGAGGUCCAAGAAAUGGAGAAAUACAGAAUAGAGUCUGAACUGGAAAAGCAGAAGGGCGUGGUGAGGCCCAGCAUGUCACAGAGCUCCGGUCUGAAGAAGGAGGCUGGCAACGGAAGCAUGAACCGCGCAAGCCUAGAUGACACCUACGCCAUGGGAGAGGGCCUGAAGAGGAGCGCGCUCAGUAGCUCACUGAGGGACCUCUCGGAAGCAGGCAAGCGGGGGCGUCGCAGCAGUGCAGGAUCACUAGACAGCAAUAUGGAAGGGUCCAUCAUUAGCAGCCCGCACACGCGCCGGAGAGCCACUACGCCACGUGAAGGCGCGCCCCGCGGCCAAUCCUCCAUCCCUAACUCAGCAUCGACUUCCAUCCUCGGGUCGCUCUUUGGCAGCAAGCGAGGCAAACCCUCAUCCCAGAACCACCCUCCUUUACCUCCGCCCGGUCACCCCACUCUGAUAUCCCACAAACCUCACCCAACCAACCUGCACCACACAGCACAGGUGGUGCACUCAGUACAACACCACGGCCAUCAUUCCCAGUACUGCCAAGUCCCGCAGAACCCGCCACCGUACCACCACCACCACCACUACCACCCGCCUCCCCACACGCACCACCACCAGCACCCGGCGUACACCUCACACUCGCACCAACACGGCCACUCGCAGCACAGCCACUACAGCCAGCAUUCCCACCACUCCUCACACUCCCAGCAUGCACCCCAUCACCACAGUCAGCAGGCGGGUUCAGCGCCCGGCGGACCCAAACCCAAACACAGUGGCAUCAGCACCGUAGUGUGAUGCUGAAAGGAGGCAGGACUUGAAGAAGGUGGGACUUUUGCUUACACCAAAGGGACUGACAGCAUAGCUCUAUGGCCUGUCCACUGUGUUUUCCUGCUGCUGUGAUGGAGACAAGUCACACGCAGACAGCUUUUUCACUUCCAGGUCCAACUUAUAUGCAGGAUGGAAAUCGGACUCAAAUCUUCCACCAGGGGCCUUUACACGUUUGCCUGACCCCAGGCCGGGCUCCGUCAGGGUUUUCUGGGAGUGCAGGAAGAAGCUCUCCGUUUUCCACACAUCUGUGGAGAUAAUCUCUCCCUGACGCUGCUCCCCCCACUCUUUCACCCCCUUCAAUAACCCGUCUUACCUUCACACAAUCAGGAGGAAAGGCAAUGAGGACAGUACACGGCUGACUGUUUUUUUCCGUCAUGAUGAUGGCGUAAUUUCUCGUGCACAGAAGUCAACUUUUUUGGUUUGCAGAUCCUUCCACCCUAUGAAUGCAGCUUGUCGUCGCCUCCUGUAGAGCUCAUGUGUAGUGAAGAAUAGAUAUAAUUAUUUCACACUAAAUCCAAGGACAGGUAAAACAGCUGAGUCGACCGUCUCAGUCAUUGUAGUUCUAGUGCUGUAUUAACUGUAGAUGACAGCUAUAUGUGUUGUCUCCUAGCUCUCAUAAAUAAAUGUGCCAAUUAUUAAUGCAUACUCUAUUUAGUCAAGACUUCAUGUACAGUAUAUUGUGCGUAAAGUAAUUUGUAAGAUUAUACUUACAAUUAUUAUUAUCAGCAAAGAGGAAUUCUAUCAGUAUUAAACCGACUUUGGUAACAGGAUGAUCUGAAAGGAGUGAACUCAUUCAGUACGGCCUUGAAUCUUUUUGGGAACUUUUGCCUUUCAAACAGAUGGCAGCUGUUGCAUAUGAGCUUUAAAGUCCCUGUAAAGUGAGGAAAAAAAUUGUUAUUUUAAGUUUGUUGUAUGACAGGUCACUGUGUUAUGAGCCACCAGGCCAAAUUUCACUCAUGAAAAACAUCUCCAAGUUAACAAAAGUAAGCCUCAAAAUCAUGAAAAAUUAGGCAGUAAAAUCUGCUUGAGGAUGGUGUGGGCGUGUCUGUUGAAUGAAGCCACACCCACCCCCGAAAAAUACAAACCCUUUAAAAAAAAUGCUUCUCAUAAGAACACAGCUGCCUGGCUCUGUGCCAGAGCAGAGAAAAUGAAGUUGAUGAUUAAAUUUACUAUUUUGUGGAACAAAUCUCUCUGUUUCUAAACUUUUAAUGACCUGUAGGCCACAGUGGCUGCUAGAACUUACCUCAAAAUGAACACACCGGAGUAGCUGGCUGUUAACUUUCAAUAAAGGUGGGGACAUUGGCUAGCAGACUGUACUCAGAUGAACUGCUCAUUGAUUUUAUAUCAUUGUAGUGUUGGAUUUCUCUCUACAUGGACUUUAAAAGAAAUGCUGUCAAGGGCCCCAAAGCAGACUUUUCCUAUUAACUCCGGUGAGGUUUUAAUCUCCUCAUACUGUGGCUGCUAAAACUGUUAAAAAGUCAAAAAUGUGUACGCUGGACCAGCAGAAGUCUUCAAAUAUGCGACAGCUGCCGUCUUGACCCUUCAAAAUAAAAGCAGAAACACCUUUCAAAUCUUCUUUUGCCUUGUUUUUUAAUUCACCAACAGGUUUAGUGGGUAACUUGUAUUUUUUCCAUCUUUUUUCUAUCAUUUGUGCAAUAUCUUUGUACUGAUACAUAACAACAUGUCCCCCCCUCCUGAUUUGUUUGUUUUUUUUUUCAUGUUGCGUCAUUAUUUAUUUAUCUCUGUUUUUGACCCCCUGUCAGAGUCGAUAAACUUCGGCUGUCCUCGUGCUCUUCUGCAGACUCAGAGUUCAGUGGAAUGUCUAGUGAGUGAUUUCUGCAUGUAAUGUUAUUAAUGUCUCUGCACAUUGUAUAACAAAUCAGUGUUACCAUAGCAAGUUUAAGUGCAAUCAUGUUCAGAAAGACUUGUACUAGGAGUAGAAGUCUGUUGUCUUGUCCAGGAUGAGAUUCAGGUGAAAAAAAAAGAACUUUUUUCAUUUAAGAAUAUAUAAAUACUUACACAGUUCACAGUGAAAGAGGAAUGUGUGUAUAUAUUUUAAUAAAAGGCUUCUCUUUGGGCUGAUAAGAAAUAUUUUGCUGGAUAAGCACAUAUGGAAGAGAAAACUUUCAUUAUUUCAGGAAAUGCAAUUCUGAUAUACAAAAAUGCAACUGAACAAAAGGACUGGGUAUAUGUAAAGAAAACUUUCUACAUUCUACAAAAUAAGAGUCUAUUCUAGUGUGUAAAUUAGUGACAGUGAACUGUUUGUCCCAAUAUUCAGGGUGUAAAUGUAUUUUAACAUUCACAAAUAAAAGCAUUGCCAUAAGUCAGGCUUAUCCACACCUCAUGUGAAUUAAUGAAGGCGAGCUGAGAUGAGACAUAUCACAAACAUGAAUUAUCAGUUGAAUGUGUCUUUCCAUUGAUUUCAUAUUUUUCAUUCUGAAAUCUUUGGCUGAUGUAAAACAGGAAGAAUUGUGUGUGUGUGUGUGUGUUUUUUUUUUUUCGUGUGUAUUGUAGUGUUUCAAAUGUCUACCACAUUGUUUGUGAGAAAGUACCCCAACGAUGCACUGCAUGGAUCAUCACGUGUCCUCUUCACUGUGAGCUGACGGCUGGGGAAAAGACAAAAAAAAAUCUCUGUUUUGACUUCUUUUGGUUUUUAAUUGGGUUUUUGAAUUACCUGAUGUUGUUCUCGUUGUUCCAUGUUUGGCUGGUAGAUAUCAAAGCUCAGCAUGCAUUUCAUCGACAAAGCCAUUGUGUAAAAUACAAACAUAAAGAACAUUGCACUUCUGUUUCUGAGGGCUGUCACGGUGUAAAUAUGAGAUUUAAUGUGCAAAUGUUUGGACGGAGGUGGGUUUAUCCUUCUGAAGCUGUAAAGGGACCAAGACGGGGGGUUAAAAGGAACUGUACAUAAUGUGUAUAUGAUCUAUUCUGAUUCCUGCAGUUCAGAUCAGGAUGUAUAUACAUCACCUCAUAGAUGGAUCCGAGGGGUGACACAUGAAACAUAUCGAUUGUCUCUGCCUCCAGCUGUCGGGAACUGACAUUCGCUGUAGAAAUCUAAAACAGACUGUUAGGAAGUUUGCUGCCAUUUUUACAUCCAGCUCUCUUUUCAUACAUGCAGCCCACACCCUACACGCACACAUACUGUACACAAACCUACACACAUCUUGCUGCAAGCUGUUCAGUCUGGCGUGAGACACAUUAAAAAAAACAACAUGAAAAGACAAGAAUGGCCUCAUUUCUAUGUGCAUUCUGUUUGUACAGUGAGUAGUGAGUCAGUAAGACCCCAGUUAUUGUAAAACUUCAACUGUGACAAUGUUGAGAACGCAAAAUAAACAAAUAUAUGACUUAUGGUA
Cheilinus undulatus (humphead wrasse) is the source of this 7436-nucleotide messenger RNA. Its product is annotated as IQ motif and SEC7 domain-containing protein 1-like. The record is from RefSeq and is a predicted model, not a curated record. Gene Ontology annotation, biological process: actin cytoskeleton organization; regulation of ARF protein signal transduction. NCBI's taxonomy places the organism in Eukaryota, Metazoa, Chordata, Actinopteri, Labriformes, Labridae. Bases 328 to 4053 code for a protein of 1241 amino acids. Gene Ontology annotation, molecular function: guanyl-nucleotide exchange factor activity; protein binding. The transcript has 16 exons.